Molecule: messenger RNA, 1332 nt
Organism: Rotaria socialis
Lineage: Eukaryota; Metazoa; Rotifera; Eurotatoria; Philodinida; Philodinidae
Source: the annotation of a GenBank genome assembly
AUGUCAGUAUCGAUAACAAAUUCAAUACCUCCACAUCAACCGACAGCAACUGUGACUGCACAAGUUGAUACGACGAAAAAUGCGGAACCACUUGCUGUUCGAGUAAUGCGUCUUUCAAAACCGACGCUAUAUCAAAAUAUACCGGUCUAUGCGGAAGAAGAAUCCUCAUCAUCGGCAGCUGCAUUUCUUGCUGGCCAAUCACAUGAUAUAGCCAUUGGAAAUGAUCAUUCAGUUCUAAGCCAUCUACUGGUACUUCCCUAUAGUUUUGGAAAUGUAUUUUUGGGUGAAAUAUUUUCUGCAAUUGUUUCGUUACACAAUCAGAGUGAUCAAGUACUUCGAGAUGUCAUACUUAAAACAGAUAUUCAAACUGCAACACAACGCAUCGUACUUAAUUCAAACGAUCAGAAUGAUUCGAAUAAAAUGGAAUUAGUACCUGAUCAAAGUAUAUGUAGAGUUUUACAACAUGAAGUGAAAGAACUUGGCAAUCAUUCUCUGGUAUGCACUGUAACGUGUACCGAUCAAAAUGGUGAAAAAUGCAAUUUAAAAAAAGUUUUCAAAUUACCAGUUGGCAAACCCAUUGAUUUAAAAACGCGUUUUAUUCCUGGUGCCAAGCAUGAUGAAUAUUAUGUUGUUGCUGAUAUUCAAAAUCAGACUCCAUCAAUUUUGAAUAUGAUAACUGUUGAAUUGGAACCAUCAAAUACGUAUACUGUAAAAAAUUUAAGUUAUCUUCAUCAUGAAAAUUCUGAUCAUUCUGAAAGUUCUCUCUGUGAAGCAUGGCGUUUUAUUCGUUCGAAUGAAAUCACAGCAUAUAUGUUCUAUUUGAAACCAAGAACCGAUAUCACUUUUGAACAGCUUCAUUCAACGCCGACAUUGGGCAAACUUGAUAUCGUUUGGAUGUCUGGCUUGGGUGAACGUGGACGUUUACAAACAAAUCAAUUGCCAAAACCAACUCCACCAAUAGUGACAACAAAUCUUGGAUAUUUACCUGAUUUGCGUUUAUUUUUAAUUCGUGGUCAAGGUAAAUGUUUUGCUGAAGAAGCACAAACAUUUUCUGUACGAAUAUUAAAUUGUACACAACGAACAAUGGACUUAUCUUUGAGUUUUGAUAAUUCAUUUGCUAAACGUGAACAAUAUAUAUGGAUUGGUGUUAUUAGUAAACAAUUAGGAAAAUUAGAAGCACAUCACACAUACGAUAUUGAAUUACAACUUGUACCAUUAACAUGUGGAAUGAAACGUAUUGGUGGCUUACGAUUGACUGAUUUAACAAUGAGACAUACAUAUGAUUUAGAAGAUUUUCAUCAUCUAUUUGUACUUCCUAAACUUGUGCAUUAA